This is a messenger RNA of Aplysia californica (California sea hare), 2691 nucleotides long. RefSeq names its product transmembrane 7 superfamily member 3. Bases 349 to 2136 code for a protein of 595 amino acids. The record is from RefSeq and is a predicted model, not a curated record. The transcript has 13 exons. NCBI's taxonomy places the organism in Eukaryota, Metazoa, Mollusca, Gastropoda, Aplysiida, Aplysiidae.
CUCGGCAGCCUGUUGGACACAUGAUCUGUCUCAAGUCUGAAGUCACCAGUGCCAAACUGUAACCUAAAAAAUGAUGAUGUGUUGAUCCACAGUAAUCUGCAGAGGGCAGAUAUUUCACCAAAGAAUUAUUAUAAGGGUUUGAAUCGAAUUUUAGAGUACAAAAGACAGUCUGCCCUCUUCAAGAAUGUAAAGUCUCAAAGGUUCCACAAUGUGAAGCCUUAGAAGUGAGUGGUCAGGGGUGCAGUCCAGUGUCUGAAAGUGGUUCAUUGGUCCAUUCAUCGCUGUUAGGCAAAUGUACGUCGGGUAAAAACACAUUAUAUGUCUAUUGGAUAGCCUUGUGAGAUUGAGAUGGAAAUGAGAGCGGAAAACGGUGUGAGGAGUCUGAGAAUGUUGGAGGUGCUGUUUGCCUUUCUCCUUGUCCGGACCUCCUAUACAAGUGGUCUUGAGAUGACCCUGGUCCCUGGUCAUGAAACUUUUGUCACCAUCCCGGCCAAUGAAAACUGUACUCUGAAAGUGGAAAAAACUCACAACUCAACUCGCUUUAUGGUUAUACAACUACACUCUCAAAUAGAGGAGAUAUCUUUGUCGUCCUCACCGACGUUCUCUCAUUCCACUACCAAGACUGGCUCCAGUGCCGGUCUGGUUACCAUGGUAUCGAAUGGUAAUCACAGCAUCGUCUGGUAUGUCUCUGCAAACAGCACCGAGAAUGUUACAGCUCUGGCUCAUGUUGAACUAUAUACAGUUGAUGAUCCAUUACCAGGGGGAUGCAAUCAAGUUUUCAAUAUGGAACUAGAUCCAAGUAUUCAGCUAGACUACUCUGACCACUGGACUAAAGCCUGGUUUCAGUGGUCGAAUUUCGCUACUGCUGAUGGAGAGCUGCCUUUGGACUGUGAAAGCCCAGUGCUGCAGACAGCCCUGGAGUACAAGGUGUAUGUGCUUUUCAUGGACCAGAAAAACCUGCACGCGGAUCACUUCUUCAGUAGUGUACAAAAAAUGUUGACACCUGGGCAGGUUAGCAGCAAUGGAUUUGAAGUGUUUUCAGUCACAGAUGGGCCCAAUGCUGUGUCACAGGUCAAGGUCAUAUCAAGGUCAGGUCAGGGAGCUGUCUAUGGGGUAGUUGUGACCCGCAAAGAUUUAGGGACCAACGCUGCUUACAUAACGUCUGUGACCUACGCCUGCGAUUUGAAGUCUGGGAACUGCUCUGUAGAAAGUACAGCUUUGGAGAUUGUGGUGGCUGUCGUUGCUGGUUUUCUCGGAGCCUUCCUUCUCCUGUUGGGCCAUCGAUACUUUAAAAUAUCUCAAUUGGUCUUCGCAUUCUCAUUCUUUUGCCUGCUGACAUACAUUCUCAUGUCGGUGCCGCACACAGCUUCAGAAGCAGUGAAGCUGGCCGUCUCAGCCUGUGUGGGCAUCGUGGGAGCGUGUCUGUGGCUAGGGCUGUGGUACCUUCUGGCCCUGCCCAUUCUGUCUGUGUUCCUGGUCGGGCUCUGCGCGGGUUACCUUGUGUCGGCUACCCUGUUCUUUACACCUUUUGGUAACCUGGACUGGUGGAGCACAGAGCUGAACUACUCCAUGUCCUUCACCUGUGUCCUGCUUCUGUUUACUGUCGUCCUUAUGGCCUACUCCAAAGUGUUGAACAUUUUGUCAUGCGGUAUUGUUGGUGCUUUUCUGUUGCUCAUGGUGGCAACCAUCCCGCUACGGUCAAGUCUGCUUCUGGUCUUUCUCAACUCAGUGCACCGACAAACCAUCUCGGGGCUCGUGGAUGCCAAGACAGCAGUUCCUUAUCAUACUCAAGAUAUUAUCCUUUUUACUGCCUGGCCUCUGUUGACUAUAGUGGGCGCAGUGUUCCAGACUUAUAGAGAGCGCAACCGAGAACCCUUCCCGAUUCCUCCCAGGAUUGUGCGCAAGCGUCAGCAGAUGUGGCAGUCUGCUCGUUAUCUGGUGGAGGAAGAUGAUGGUGAGGGGGAGGGCUACAGAAGAGAUGGGGCUUCGUCGGACACGGCAGAUGAGAGGAGGCCGCUCAUCACAAACACUUCUCCCGAGGCGUACGAGAGCAUACACAAGACUGGUGCGCGAAGGACUGGCCGAGAGAGGGAGAUAACCAAUUCCCCAGAUUCUGUGUCCCCACUACUGCAGUGACAUUGUGCGAGGCAAGAAGAGACAGAAAGAGAAAAACUAAACCAAGUGAACCAGAGUCGUAUUGGUAUUACGUGUGCUGAAUUUGUGGUCGACAUAAACCAACUUCUAGCACCAUUUUAUUUACCUAAUUUUAUAACCAGUUUUUCUUGUGCUAAAGUAAGUUCUCUGUAUAUAAAUAUUUAGCAAUAUUCCAGCUAAUGCGCUUUCAUCUUAUUUGCCAUGACAUUUAUGUAAAGUAAUAAAGCAAAAACCCUUACAUGGGAGUUUCUUUCUACCUGCUUGUUUGGAAGAAACUGUGUCGUGGUGAAAUGAGGGACUUGUCAAUUUUUAGGCAUGUGGAGUAUCUUAAAGCCAGUUCAUUUGACUGGUUUUUAAUGUAAAGAUACUCUUCUAUCUUGAAUGGUAGUCAAGAUAUUGGUGACUUAAGGAGAUGAGGGUCACCUGGUGUCAGGUAAAAUUUGUGCUAAAAUGGCCUCUUGAAGUUUGGUGAUUUUUCUAAGCCAUAGUGUCCUUGAAAACUGCAAAUUUACAUUUUUUAUGCCUUUGAUCUUUGUU